This is a messenger RNA of Adineta steineri, 1575 nucleotides long. NCBI's taxonomy places the organism in Eukaryota, Metazoa, Rotifera, Eurotatoria, Adinetida, Adinetidae. The record is from the annotation of a GenBank genome assembly.
AUGUUGUCGCAAACAGAAUACGAAGACACUUUAUGGAAAUAUAAUAAUAUUCCGCAAUCUAUUACGGGAAAAAAUCGAAAAAAUAUACGUCAACUAUAUCGAAAGAAGCUUAUUGAACAUCAGUAUGCUUCGACAUAUCCACCGUUUCAAUCUUCUCCAUAUGAAUUAAUUUUUCUGAAUUUUAAAACAUCAGAAAAAAUAUUAAAUAAAUUAAUUAACAUCAUAAACUCAUCAUCAUUAUUCGUUCUUGAUACUGAAUCAGUCUGUGUAUUUAAAAAAGAAAAUAAAUCAGCUCUUAUUCAGUUUCAAAUAAUUACACGUGAACUUAACACAUAUAUCUUAAUUAUUGAAAUUCAUCAUUUACCAAAACCACAUACUUCAACAUUUGCAUUAAUUAAAACUGUAUUUGAAUCAUUAUUUCAAUCAAACAAUCAAAUUUAUGUAUGGGGUCCAAUUGAAGAAUUGGAAAAUUUCACUCAAUUUGGUUUAUUCACCUCCGAACAAAUUCAUCGAUGUAUGUAUAAAAAUCUUCAAAAUGAUUUUAAAUUAUACUGGUGCAAAAACCACGCACAUGAUUCAACAAUAUCCAAAUGCAUCUGUGAACAAUGCCUUGGAAUUCAAGCAAAUAAUCCAUGGAGCAUCCAAGAUGCCGUCGGUCAUCAAUUACAUAAAUGGUUAGACAAACGGCUAACACGUUCGCCGUUUGAUAUUGGACUUGAUCCAAAUUUAGUUCAAUUAAAUUCAAAUCAAGUAGAAUAUCGUCAAAUGAUCACUCGAUAUGCCGCUGAUGACUGUGAUGCGAUGUUUCAAUUACUUGUUUCUAUGGAUUUAAUUAAUCAACAACAGUCAUCACCACUUGUUCCAGAAGAAUUAGAUGAUGGACUAGAAUUAUUAUUAUUUGACAUAGAUCAACAAUAUGAACACGAACUACUGGAACAACAUCAACUUACUACAACAACUGAUAAUACAAGUAAUGAUGAACCUAUGGAGUUAUCAACAUCUCACGAUAAUCAAAUGUUGAAUACAAAUAAUGAUGAACCAAUGGAAUUAUCACCAUCUCCAGAUAAUCAAAUGUUGAAUACAAAUAAUGAUGAACUAGGUGAAGAAGAUGAUCAACGAACACCACCAGUUGAACCUGAACUUGAAUCUGAACGACGUCGUCAUCGCCGUCCAUCAAUUACGGAAGACGCAAAACGAAAAAUUCACAAUCGUGGUUGCACCCUUCGUCAACGACGAAAAUAUUAUCGUCACGAAAUUAUACGCAACAAUUUUGAUCCAAGAUUCACCGUUCGGAAUAUAAAAGAUAUACUCCGUCAACUUCGUAUUCCAGUUACAGCUGUAAACUUUUCACUACCAUCACCUGUUACUGGUCGACGAAAAUUAUAUAUAGGAAUUAAAAACUCAUUUGAAUUAAAAUCAAGUGAACGAAAAAUUUAUACCUUAUUUACACGUGAACACUAUGAACAAUUCAAACAUACAAAAGAAAAAUUGUCUCGUCGUCGUGGUGAAUAUAAUCAUGAUCAACAUUAUCAUCGUCAUGAUCGUCAUGAUCGUUAUCAUCAUCAUACACGUUGA